This is a messenger RNA of Nicrophorus vespilloides, 4938 nucleotides long. RefSeq names its product adenylate cyclase type 8 (gene Adcy8). Gene Ontology annotation, biological process: intracellular signal transduction; adenylate cyclase-activating G protein-coupled receptor signaling pathway; cAMP biosynthetic process. Gene Ontology annotation, molecular function: adenylate cyclase activity. The record is from RefSeq and is a predicted model, not a curated record. Gene Ontology annotation, cellular component: plasma membrane. Lineage: Eukaryota; Metazoa; Arthropoda; Insecta; Coleoptera; Silphidae.
AAAUGAGGGGACAAAGAGGACGAAACGUCUGUGGACGAAUGCAGUGCACAAGCUACAAACGGAGAGGAGCAAGCGGCACAAAUUCGCUAACAUAGCAAUAGCCGUUCUUGAGAUGAAACGGCAAGAGAUGCUGGACGAAUCGCAGAGUCCGGUCGAGCAAAAACAAAGCGAACCGCAAGAACAGCCGAAGCAGAAUGGGAAUGAUGCACCAUCCCCUGAUGACUCGAACGAUGUUUAUCCGAGCUUGAAUUUUCAAAAGCACCAUCCAUCCAUUUUUCCUACAGACGAAGAUAGCUUUUCGGAAAUUAAAGCCGACUUAGCUACAGUUUUCAAGAAGGGGCUAAUGUACAAGGGGAUCUAUUGGCCGAGUUUAACGAACAGCUUUCAUUCCAAACAUUUAGAAUUAGCUUACCUACGAUAUUCUCAUAGACAACGACAAAAGUCUCUCAUUAUUGUCAACAUUGUUGAUCUGUUUCUUAAGGUAGCAUUGAUCUCUGUUUGGGCAUCUCAGGAUGUACUGAAAACCAAUUACACGCAGUCAAUAAUUUGGUCGGUGUGCUGUAUGUCUGCGAAUAUAGCAGUCUGCAUAUUGGGAUGGUGGCGAUGUUUCGCAAACAAUUAUUUACACUGGGCAGCAAUUUGCACGUGGCUCCUGCUGAACACACAAGGAUUUAUCGGAAACGGUCUCGGCUUCUCCAACAAAGAGGAAUUGGUGUGGUACAUACUGUUCACAGUGUUCGUUCCGUACGCAAUGCUUCCGUUACCACUUCGAUGGUGCAUGAUCUCCGGUUGCGUCUCAUCGAUCAGCCACAUCACGAUCACGGUCAUCAAAUUAAUCAAGGGCAGCAGCAACGUCGAUUACGUGAGCGAAUGCUGCAUAAGGAGGAUAAUAGCGAAUUCCUUGCUGUUCACGGCUGUGAACUUCGCCGGGAUGUAUACCAAAUACCUUACAGAUCGUAGUCAAAGGAAAGCCUUCUUGGAGACGCACCGCUCGAUGGAGACGCGAUAUCGUACCCAAAACGAGAACGAUAAACAGGAAAAGUUGCUUCUGUCAGUGCUUCCGGAUUUCGUUGCCAAAGAGAUGAUCAAAGAUAUCGCUCGAGAAGAAGAACGCGUCGGAACCUUUCAACCUAAUCAAUUUCACAAAAUUUACAUUCAUCGAUAUGAGAACGUCAGUAUCCUCUUUGCCGACAUCAAAGGAUUUACAGCUUUGGCGAGUCAAUGUAGCGCUCAGGAACUUGUGCGAAUUCUGAACGAUCUGUUUGCCCGAUUCGACAAGCUUGCAGCAGAAAAUAAUUGCCAGAGGAUAAAGUUGCUCGGAGAUUGCUACUACUGCGUUUCCGGUUUGCCAGAGCGCCGUUCCGACCAUGCCCAUUGUUGCGUAGAAAUGGGUCUACACAUGAUCAAAGCCAUCCGGGAUACGCGCACAAAAACCAAGGCUGAUUUGAAUAUGAGGAUUGGGAUACACUCUGGAUCUGUUUUAUGCGGUGUUCUUGGAUUGAGGAAAUGGCAAUUUGAUAUUUGGUCUUACGAUGUUCGCUUGGCGAACCACUUGGAAUCUGGAGGUGUACCUGGGCGUGUGCAUAUUUCGGAAGCUACUUUUCUAUGUUUAAAUGGGGCUUACGAAGUGGAGCAAGGGAACGGUCAAGACAGAGACAAUUACCUUCGUGAGCACGAUGUUAAAACAUACUUGAUUAAACAGGUUGAGCCCAUGAGAACCAGAAGACGCUUAGCAUCCAGGCCAAGUAUUUUUUCAAAUAAAUUAUGGCCGGACGACGAACAAAUCAGUUGCUUAAGCUCACCAAAGACACCCGUAAGUGUUCCAUCACCUCCAUCAAUAAUAACACGCGAGAGGAGCGACAGUGGUAUACAGCAAUCGACAGUAGAAGAGGAAAAUACCACAGAUUGGACUCCGGAAAUACCAUUCGAGAAUCUUGCACAUACUUUGUCUGGUGAUUUGGACGAAGACAUAGACUCUCUGAACUUUUCGUACAACAAGCAAAAGUAUGAAAUUUACAACGAGAAUAAGAAAGGAUCGAAUUAUCCUCUAAGUACAACAGAGCAAGUGGAUGAUAUAAUUGAUCAUAGCAUUGAAAUAGCGAGUAACAAGAGAAUGCGUAGCGCUAAUGUGAACCCUUGGUCGUUAAGAUUCAAAGAUAAAAAUAUGGAACGACAAUUCAGCCAAUUGCGCGAGGAUAUGUUUAAAUCAAACAUGCUGUGCUGUUUUAUAAUUUGGAUUUUUAUUGUAGCUUGUCAAUUAGCUAUUACGCCUGAGUAUACGCCGGUUGUAAUUGCAUGCCUCUCAGUGGCUACAAUACUUUUAGUAUCCACUUCGGUUUUAGUAAUGGCAGAGGAAUUCCAACAGUUCCCUACGUUCCUUCAAAGGAUUUCAUCGACUCUGGUACACAAUAGGCGAAGUAGAACGGCAUUCAUUUGCGGGGUAAUUGUUCUCAUGUCUUGUGCAAGCUCCGCCAGUUUAAUAUUCGGAUCGUCGUAUUUCCAAAACGAGAACGACUCAAAAUCAACAUUACAGCUGCAAACCAAUGGACCAAUAAUCAUAUCCGGCGUAAACUUUAUUAAAAACAAACAUGAAUCGGUGGAAACACAGGAAAUCGAUAUAAAUGUUUCGCUGAAAGCCACCAUCCACAAACAGAAUCAUAACAUCACCAUAGCGGAAGAUUGCAACAAAACGAACUGUUCAAAUAGUGUUGAUGUUAUAAAGCAGAUCAACAUAAGCGCGUUGAAUAAUAUAAUCACAGAUUUAUUGACGAACGUAACGAAUAGCGAUUUGGUGCAGAACUGUUCGAACGGCGAAUGCCAGCUGAUGCGAACUACAAGAGAUUUAGAGGGUAAAUUGAGCAAAUUCAUUACGGAGACUAACUUGAAUCAAGUAAAUAUUGAAAGGGUGAAUGCAAGUGUGAAGAGGAAUCUGAUGAUACGUGGAAAAGAUAAGGAAAAGGAAAUGGUAUAUGUGUGCAUGCACGCUGGAUAUAUCGUCUUCACAUGGGUGCUAUGUCUUAUUGCUUUGGCUACGGCCUUAAAACUUUAUUAUCUCAUCAAAACUUUCCUGGCUGUUGUUAUGGUGACUGUGUAUGCCGUCUUGAUUUUGGUCCCGUACAAAGAAGUUUUCAACUACAAGCUCGAAUUGAAUAACACAAAUCUAAUACCGCUCUCUGUCCAAAUGAUAAUCCUGCUGGCUGUAUUCUUCUUAAUGGUGGCUUAUCACGCGAGACUAGUGGAAGUUACUUCUAGAUUAGAUUUCUUGUGGAAGCAGCAGGCGGAAAGGGAGCUUGCUGAUAUGCAGGAGACGCGCCACAAUAACACACAGCUCCUGAAAAACAUUCUGCCCGAUCACGUCGCGCAGCAUUUCCUCUCGAACGAACGCAAUUGCGAUGAACUGUAUUCGCAGUAUCGCAACGAAGUCGGCGUUAUGUUUGCGAGCAUUCCAAAUUUCACGGACUUCUAUUCGGAAGAUAUUAACAAAGGGGUGGAAUGUAUAAGGCUGUUAAACGAAAUUAUAGCGGAUUUCGAUGAACUGUUGGAUGACGAACGAUUCAGUACAAUUGAGAAAAUAAAAACUGUAAGCGCUACGGCAACAUACAUGGCUGCAUCUGGACUGAAUCCAACUCACAAGGACUGUAUAAAUACCGAAAGUCCUGAACACUUGUGCGCUCUUAUCGAUUUCGCAUUGGCCAUGAAGCAGAAGUUGGAGGAAGUGAAUACGCACUCGUUCAACAAUUUCAAGUUGCGCAUCGGCGUGUCUUGCGGGCCUCUGGUCUGUGGUGUAAUUGGAGCGAGGAAGCCAGUUUUCGAUAUCUGGGGUGAUACUGUUAAUGAAGCCUCCAGGAUGGAUUCCACCGGAGUUAUUGGAAACAUCCAAGUGCCCAAGUAUACGGCUCAGAUACUUGGUAUGAGAGGGUAUGAAGUGAAUUAUCGAGGAUUCGUUGAUGUUAAGGGUAAAGGACAAAUGGAAACGUACUUCGUUGUAGGAAGAAAAACUGGAAGACCUCCGUGUUUCCAAAGACAGCCGAGUCAAUACAGCAGUUUAGCAGCCGUUGUUUAUGCAAUGGCGCAAACCAGAAGAAAGCACACGGGAAAUACACCUGGAAGUGCAGUACUGGGACGUGCAAGAACACAGCAAAGAUCUGACAAUCCAGGCCGUAAAUUAACGAAUUACAGCUCAAUGAGGAUCACGACGCGGAAUCCAAUAAACCCUGUCAGACGGAACACGACCCGUGCUCAUAACAGAAAUAUGCAUGCGAGAUCGCAGCCGAACAUGAGGCAAUUGGGUUCUGCAGGACAAUUGGACCAAGCUAAAAUCCCGAAAGUCGUUGAAAAAGACACCACCAUUUCCAUACCAAGGAUGACUGUCUCGCAUUCCGCACCGCAUACUCCAGUAUCAGCGCCGAACCACGAUCCUAUUUCCAACACCGUUCCUCGUCUUUUAUCCGAGCCGCUGGUCACGUUAAGGACAAUGAACCUUUCGGUAAAAUGCAAAUCCGUGUCGCAAUCCAACGACAAAAAUACAGAGAACGGCACGGAUCAAUUGAAAACCCCUGCGAAUCUAUCGGUACCAAAUCAAUCUCCUAAGAAUGCGAAUAAGAAAGAAACGAAAUUCUUUUUAAAAUCACCGCUGGUCAAGAGAGAUCAUUCAUUCAAACUGAAUACAGCCAAUGUUAAAGACGGCACAAUAGUGUAAAGUUCCAUUCGACAAAUUUUAUUGGAUAAUUUCAAUCAAUAUUAAGAAUGUCAAAGAAAUGAAUGAAUUGGGCUGUGUUUUCUUCUUAAAAUUAGUUAUUCAUCUAAUAUAUAUAUAUAAAGACUUUAGUGCAUAGACAUUUUGAGUUAAAGAUGUAAGAUAAAUGUGUCGAAUAUGUAUAGAUAUAAAAUUAAGCCUAAACUUAUAGCCAAUGAAUGUAUGUACUUAUUUAGUAAAUU